UUGCCCCAUCUACUGCGAGAAUGAAGACCAUUCUCAGCAAUCAGACGGUCGACAUUCCAGAAAAUGUGGACAUCACUCUGAAGGGGCGCACAGUCAUUGUGAAGGGCCCCAGAGGAACCCUCCGGAGGGACUUCAAUCACAUCAACGUAGAGCUGAGCCUUCUUGGGAAGAAGAAGAAGAGGCUCCGGGUUGACAAAUGGUGGGGCAACAGGAAGGAACUGGCCACCGUCAGAACCAUCUGCAGCCACGUUCAAAACAUGAUCAAGGGUGUUACACUGGGCUUCCGCUACAAGAUGAGGUCUGUGUAUGCUCACUUCCCCAUCAACGUCGUUAUUCAGGAGAAUGGGUCUUUGGUUGAAAUCCGAAAUUUCUUGGGUGAAAAAUACAUCCGCAGGGUUCGGAUGAGGACAGGCGUUGCUUGUUCUGUCUCUCAAGCCCAGAAGGAUGAAUUAAUCCUUGAAGGAAAUGAUAUUGAACUUGUUUCAAACUCGGCGGCUCUGAUACAGCAGGCCACAACAGUUAAGAACAAGGAUAUCAGGAAGUUUUUGGAUGGUAUCUAUGUGUCUGAAAAGGGAACAGUGCAGCAGGCUGAUGAGUAGACAUAAGGUACCAGUCCCAGAAACAAGCUCGGAAUUUUAUUACGAUUUGGGGUGUCUUUUGGGACAAUAAAAGACUUGUAUUGAUUUGGGGUGUCCUUGAUCUUUCUGAUUACUUAGCAAAUGGGUCAACUGUAACUUUUUCUUUCUGGAAACAAGUGGCUUAAAAGAAUAACCCAGACAUUUGGGAAACGGGUGUAGUAAUGAUGACGACGAUGGAUGUUCAGUGGGCAUGGCACUUUGGGAAGAUUCUAGAGGUGUUUGGCUUUGGCCUAGGCAUAAUAUUGACUAUUUGGAUGUGCAGAUGUCUCA
Molecule: messenger RNA, 908 nt
Organism: Chionomys nivalis (European snow vole)
Lineage: Eukaryota; Metazoa; Chordata; Mammalia; Rodentia; Cricetidae
Gene: Rpl9
Product: ribosomal protein L9
Exons: 8
Coding region: 21-599 (192 amino acids)
Biological process (GO): cytoplasmic translation
Cellular component (GO): cytosolic large ribosomal subunit; ribosome
Molecular function (GO): structural constituent of ribosome; rRNA binding
Source: RefSeq, a predicted model, not a curated record